CCUUCAGCACUGCCUCAUUACUCUUCCACUUGAUAACUUGCUCCUUGAUUCUUCAUCCUUAGUCCACAACCACAGGCUACUUGCUUGCUUCCCGUUUUUAACUGGAAACCUUGAGUGACUAACAUCGAGCCUUACUAAGGGCAUAAUUUCACACCUUUGUCAGUACAUCAGUUUCUUCUAUCUUCUAUUCUUCUGUCACUCAAAGAAAGGUCAUGGGAAAUGCACAGAGUGGAGGGAUUCCCAGAGAGAUCCUGGAUGACCUCAAGCUGACUACCAGGUUCUCAGAAUCUGAGAUCACCCAGUGGUAUGAGAACUUCCAGAAGCAGAGUCCUACAGGUCGCAUCACACUACAACAGUUUGAGGAGAUCUAUGCUAAAUUCUUCCCCGAGAGUGAUGCCAAGGCUUAUGCCCAACACGUUUUUCGGUCAUUUGACACCAAUGAUGAUGGUACAUUAGACUUUAAAGAGUACGUUGUUGCACUUCACAUGACCUCCUCGGGCAAGUCGACCUUGAAGCUGGAGUGGGCCUUCUCACUGUUUGAUGUGGACAAGAAUGGUUACGUCACAAAACCUGAAGUGACUGAACUCAGCCAGGCAAUUUUCAAUCUCAUACCAAAAGAGAAGCAGGCAAAUCUUCCCAGUGAUGAGAGCACGCCAGAGAAGAGAGCAGAGAAACUCUGGGCCAUCUUUGACAAAAAGGACAAGGAACGAGUCGCAGAGGGAGAGUUCAUCCAGGCCAUUCAGUCAAACGAGGCUGCGCUACGGCUCAUUCAGUACGACCAUAAAUGACCCAGUGUGAUCAUGUUCAUGCAAACGGCAAUUUUGUCAUGCUUGACUUCAUGUGCAUUUGUUGUAUAUUAAAUGUGUUCAUUAAAGAUUCGCCAUCCUUGAUUUGUGUGUCGCCAUUGUAUUCUGCUAGUUUCACAUGGGCCUAUCUUUUUAUUAAAGCAACUGUAUGUAAGGUUUUAUU
Sinocyclocheilus anshuiensis is the source of this 969-nucleotide messenger RNA. It is a transcript of the gene rcvrn3, whose product is annotated as recoverin 3. Gene Ontology annotation, molecular function: calcium ion binding. The transcript is spliced from 4 exons. The coding region runs from base 213 to 788 and encodes 191 amino acids. The record is from RefSeq and is a predicted model, not a curated record. Lineage: Eukaryota; Metazoa; Chordata; Actinopteri; Cypriniformes; Cyprinidae.